ACGGAAAGGAGAGGAAGGGCGGGGCAAGCCCUCACCUGCGCCAAUCAGGGUGCGGGGUAGGCCCCGCAGGCGCCUCACCCAUUGAGGGGGCGGGCUGACAGAGCAGAGGAAGGAAGGGGGUGAGGGGCCCGUGGUGGGGAUCGUGUGGCUGUCGGGCUGAGUGUGCCCUACGGGUGGCGAGGAAGCCUCGGGGAAAUCACCCGGGUGAAGGGAGGGCUUGGUGUGGGGACUUGCAGAGGGCGGAGGAGCAGCUAAGCCCCAGGCACAUCGGGCAACCAGACCCACAAGUCGGGGAGGGAUAGGCUGAGCCGGGGCUCCCAGCAGAGACGCCUGGGUGGGGCAGCAGACCGCUCCAGGUGUGAGCCACAGAGGAGGGGAGAGGGACCCCCAGGGGAGGGGAAGUGGCAGAGCAGCUGCAGAAGGGCAGGGAGCGGGAAGGUACCCGGGCAGCUGCUUUCCGCUGCCUCCGGCCCGGGCAGCUGCAGAAACAGCAGGGGGAGGAGCAACAGCUGCCAAAUUCGCCAACUAGAGGAGGGAGAGGCGGAGCUUGGGUCCCCGUAGAAGCCAGAGGCGCAGUCUGGACUGUAGUUUCCCGGGAGAGACGAAAGCAGGAACGAGAGCGGAGCGGAGCACAGUCCUCCGAGCACCAGCUCCAGCAUCCCGUCAGGGGUUGCAGGUGUGUGGGAGACUUGAAACUGUUACAAUAUGGCUCUCCUUGGACUCUUCUCUUUGCUGGUUCUGCAAAGUAUGACUGUAGGGGCCACUUUCCCUGAGGAAGCCAUUGCUGACUUGUCAGUGAAUAUGUAUAAUCGUCUUAGAGCCACUGGUGAAGAUGAAAAUAUUAUCUUCUCUCCAUUGAGUAUUGCUCUUGCAAUGGGAAUGAUGGAACUUGGGGCCCAAGGGUCUACCCAGAAAGAAAUCCGCCACUCAAUGGGAUAUGACAGCCUGAAAAAUGGUGAAGAAUUUUCUUUCUUGAAGGAGUUUUCUAACAUGGUAACUGCUAAAGACAGCCAGUAUGUGAUGAAAAUUGCCAAUUCCUUGUUUGUGCAAAAUGGAUUUCAUAUCAAUGAGGAGUUUUUGCAAAUGAUGAAAAAAUAUUUUAAUGCAGAAGUAAAUCAUGUGGACUUCAGUCAAAAUGUAGCCGUGGCCAACUACAUCAAUAAGUGGGUGGAGAAUAACACAAACAAUCUGGUGAAAGAUUUGGUAUCCCCAAGGGAUUUUGAUGCUGCCACUUAUCUGGCCCUCAUUAAUGCUGUCUAUUUCAAGGGGAACUGGAAGUCACAGUUUAGGCCUGAAAAUACUAGAACAUUUUCUUUCACUAAAGAUGAUGAAAGUGAAGUCCAAAUUCCGAUGAUGUAUCAACAAGGAGAAUUUUAUUAUGGGGAGUUUAGUGAUGGCUCCAAUGAAGCUGGUGGUAUCUACCAAGUCCUAGAAAUACCAUAUGAAGGAGAUGAAAUAAGCAUGAUGCUGGUACUGUCCAGACAGGAAGUUCCUCUUGCUACUCUGGAGCCAUUAGUCAAAGCACAGCUGGUUGAAGAAUGGGCAAACUCUGUGAAGAAGCAGAAAGUAGAAGUAUACUUGCCCAGGUUCACAGUGGAACAGGAAAUUGAUUUAAAAGAUGUUUUGAAGGCUCUUGGAAUAACUGAAAUUUUCAUCAAAGAUGCAAAUUUGACAGCCCUCUCUGAUAACAAGGAGAUUUUUCUUUCCAAAGCAAUUCACAAGUCCUUCUUAGAGGUUAAUGAAGAAGGCUCAGAAGCUGCUGCUGUCUCAGGAAUGAUUGCAAUUAGUAGGAUGGCUGUGCUGUAUCCUCAAGUUAUUGUCGACCAUCCGUUUUUCUUUCUUAUCAGAAACAGGAGAACUGGUACAAUUCUAUUCAUGGGACGAGUCAUGCAUCCUGAAACAAUGAACACAAGUGGACAUGAUUUUGAAGAACUUUAAGCUACUUUAUUUGAAUAACAAGGAAAACAGUAACUAAGCACAUUAUGUUUGCAACUGGUAUAUAUUUAGGAUUUGUGUUUUACAGUAUAUAUUAAGAUAAUAUUUAAAAUAGCUCCAGAUGAAAACAAUAUAUGUAAAUUAUAAGUAACUUGUCAAGGAAUGUUAUCAGUAUUAAGGUGAUGGUCCUGUUGUGUCAUUGUGUUUGUGUGCUGUUGUUUAAAAUAAAAGUACCUAUUGAACAUGUGA
Molecule: messenger RNA, 2184 nt
Organism: Piliocolobus tephrosceles (Ugandan red Colobus)
Lineage: Eukaryota; Metazoa; Chordata; Mammalia; Primates; Cercopithecidae
Gene: SERPINI1
Product: serpin family I member 1
Exons: 9
Coding region: 706-1938 (410 amino acids)
Biological process (GO): negative regulation of endopeptidase activity
Molecular function (GO): serine-type endopeptidase inhibitor activity
Source: RefSeq, a predicted model, not a curated record